Messenger RNA from Oldenlandia corymbosa var. corymbosa, 1074 nucleotides. The record is from the annotation of a GenBank genome assembly. NCBI's taxonomy places the organism in Eukaryota, Viridiplantae, Streptophyta, Magnoliopsida, Gentianales, Rubiaceae.
AUGACACCUUCAAGGGUUUUUCCAUCAAUUGACCUUGCCUACCUUGAGGAUAAAUAUUCUGGGUUAUCAACUCAGGCACUACUAAAUAUCUGGUCCUCUCUAAAGCAUGACGCGGGCAAUACACACAAAUUGAAUGGCACGAAGAUAUGGGCUGCCACAAACCCUCGAGGCACCGAAACGCUUCCCCCAGGCAUCGUUACAGCAGAGUCUGAUCUUUAUCUCCGCAGAUUAUGGGGUCAACCAAGUGAGGACUUGAUUGUCAGACCAAGAUACCUCGUUACCUUUACUGUUGGCCUUGAUCAGAAGAAUAAUAUUGAUGCUGCUGCAAAGAAGUUGUCAGAAAAUUUUACCAUCCUGCUUUUUCACUAUGAUGGUCGGACCAGUGAAUGGGAUGAGUUUGAGUGGUCUAAGCGUGCCAUCCAUGUCAGUGUGCGUAGACAAACUAAAUGGUGGUAUGCAAAACGCUUUCUGCAUCCCGACAUCAUAGCCCCUUAUGACUACAUCUUUAUAUGGGAUGAGGACCUAGGGGUAGAUGAUUUUGACUUUGAGGAAUACAUAAAAUUGGUGAGGAAGCAUGGUUUGGAAAUUUCACAACCUGGUUUAGCACCAAAUAGUGGAUUAACAUGGCAGAUGACCAAGAGAGUAAAUGACACGGAAGUUCACAAAGAAACCGAGGAAAGACCUGGAUGGUGCAAUGAUCCUCAUUUGCCCCCAUGUGCAGCGUUUGUUGAGAUUAUGGCACCGGUCUUUUCUCGUGCGGCAUGGCGGUGCGUCUGGCACAUGAUUCAGAAUGACUUAGUCCAUGGAUGGGGUCUUGAUUUUGCUCUUAGGAAAUGUGUCGAGCCUGCUCAUGAAAAGAUAGGAGUUGUAGAUGCUCAGUGGAUUGUUCAUCAAACUGUUCCUUCACUUGGGAACCAGGGUCAAUCGCAAGAUGGCAAAGCACCAUGGGAAGGGGUAAGAGAAAGAUGUAGAAAUGAAUGGACGAUGUUUCAGGAUCGGUUGAAUGCUGCAGAGAGAGCCUAUUAUCUGGAGAUGGGAAUUGAUCCCCCCAACUCCACUGUUCAUUGGACUUGA